Molecule: messenger RNA, 1664 nt
Organism: Drosophila takahashii
Lineage: Eukaryota; Metazoa; Arthropoda; Insecta; Diptera; Drosophilidae
Source: RefSeq, a predicted model, not a curated record
GGAGUCUUCAAUAUGUCGUGCUUGCCUGAUACCUUACGAAAAUAUGGUCAAUAUUUUCGAUGCGAAUCACGAAUCCGGGAUUUCCAUUGCAAAGAUGAUUUCUCAGUGCACCGGUUGUAAAGUGGAAAAAGACGAUCUACUACCCAAAACCAUUUGCGCAGCCUGUCUGCAGAAUGCACGGAAUUCAUUCGAUAUUAUUGAAACGUAUGAAAGAAGCCACCACUUCUUUUGCUACUUUAAAGAAUUAAGGGAGGAGGAACGCGAGAAUAAAGGAUCCCAUUGCUCUGAGGAAGAGACAAACGAAGAAGAUAAAUCAAUUGGAGACAAUCGCCAAGAAAAAACACUCGAAAUAGAUCAGAUCGAUUCCGAAGAUAGGAUGGAGAGCUCUGAAGAAGAUUUAGAGAAAAUGGCUUCAGGAAAAAACCCAUUGCAGUGUUUACAAUGCUCAAAGAUUUUAUCAACUAAAUAUAAUCUAAAAAUUCACUUGCGAACUCACACGGGAAAAAGGCCUUUCAAGUGUUCCCACUGUCCAAAGUCUUUUACUCGAUCUGCACAUCUAGAUUUGCACUUGCGAGUCCACACAGGAGAACGACCCUUCAAGUGUUCUCAAUGUCCAAAGUCUUUUAAAUAUUCAUCAAAUCUAACUAAGCACUUGCGAGUCCACACAGGAGAACGACCAUAUAAGUGUUCCCACUGUCCAAAGUCUUUUGCACAAUCUAUAGUUCUAUAUAGGCACUUGCGAGUCCACACAGGAGAACGACCCUUCAAGUGUUCCCAAUGUCCAAAGUCUUUUACAAAUUCUUCACAUCUGUCUAAUCACUUGCGAGUCCACACAGGAGAACGACCCUUCAAGUGUUCUCAAUGUCAAAAGUCUUUUAAAGAUUCAUCAAAUCUAACUAAGCACUUGCGAGUCCACACAGGAGAACGACCCUUCAAGUGUUCUCAAUGUCAAAAGUCUUUUAAAGAUUCAUCAAAUCUAACUAAGCACUUGCGAGUCCACACAGGAGAACGACCACAUUAGUGUUCCCACUGUCCAAAGUCUUUUACUCAAUCUUCACAUCUAGAUUUGCACUUGCGAAUCCACACAGGAGAACGACCCUUCAAAUGUUCUCAAUGUCCAAAGUCUUUUGAUAAUUCUUCAGUUCUGACAAGGCACUUGCACACCCACGCAGAAGAACGACCAUUCAAGUGCUCUCAAUGUCCGAAGUCUUUUGCUCAAUCUUCAUCUCUAAAGUCCCACCUGCGAACCCACACAGGAGAACGUCCGUAUAAGUGUUCCCACUGUCCAAAGUCUUUUACAGAUUCUUCAGCUCUGUCUAAGCACUUGCGAGUCCACACAGGGGAACGACCAUAUAAGUGUUCCCACUGUCCAAAGUCUUUUACUCAAUCUUCACAUCUAGAUUUGCACUUGCGAACCCACACAGGAGAACGACCAUAUAAGUGUUCCCACUGUCCAAAGUCUUUUACAGAUUCUUCAGCUCUGUCUAAGCACUUGCGAGUCCACACAGGGGAACGACCAUAUAAGUGUUCCCACUGUCCAAAGUCUUUUACAAAUUCAUCAAAUCUAACUAAGCACUUGCGAACCCACAGAUGAGAAAAUCCGAUUUCUUAAUUUGGAAAAAUAAAUCUUCUCAAUCGUUAGUUUAACAUACAAAUGUUAUUUA